UUGUAGCGUCUCGGUCCCUGUGUCGAUGUCGGUGCAGGCGGCUGUUAGCUGGGCUCUGGGGCUGUGUGACACUUGGACAGCCUGGGAAAGCGGGGAAGAGCUGAGAUGCAGCAGCCCCUUGACCGCCGUGGAGACCCAGGCAGUGAAGGGGAACCGGCUCGCUGGAGCGUCCCUGGCUGGAGACAGAGAGGCUGCGGCUUGCACAGGUAAUGGCCAUAGCUGCAGGCUCAGGAAACGUGCUGCAUGUACAGUCGCAGCAAGCAUUGUACUUGUUGUUCUGGUUGUUGCUGUUGUUGCUCUGGCAGUGCUGGUACUUAAAGCACAGCCCCAGUUCAUGGCCUGGUGCCCAGACGGCUGGAUCGGAUACCAAGGGAAAUGCUACUAUUUCUCCGAGGGUGAAAAGAACUGGACCUACAGCCAGAGCAACUGCUCUGCAUUUGGUGCUUCCCUGGCUGUGAUUGACAGCAAGCAGGACCUGGCUUUCAUGAUGCGAUACAAAGGCGUCUCCGAGCACUGGAUUGGCCUCUGGAGAGAGCAGGAGGGGCAGCCCUGGAAAUGGGUGAAUGGCUCUGAUUUCAACAGCUCGUUCCCGAUACGAGCAGGAGGUCAUUGUGCGUACCUGGACGACAAGGGCGUCAGUUCUUCAAGGUGCACCACUGAGAGAAACUGGGUCUGCAGCAAACCUGAUGCGUAUACAAGCCAGAAAAACGCGACUCAGAGUCAGGAGCUGAAAAGCUUCACAAUGGCCUACUAGAGAAACUGCCUCUUGCACAAUUUGUCUACAGCCUAACUGAUAAACAAGGGAUGAAGAAUAAAAUAGCAACAUUUCCAGUGGAUGCUGGAUUAUUAAGUUAAUUAAACUGAAAAACAACAGGAGGAAACUUCAGCAGGAUCUGGCCACAUGAGAGGAACGGGCCACCCACUGGCAAAUGAAAUAGUGUGACAAAUACAAAUAGGGUCCAGCAGAGGAAGAAUUGGGCAUUACUCAUCCAUCUUCCUCGGUCCAAAUGCAAUUGCAACAGCUCAGGAGAAGGAGCCUGGGUGAACUGCUGAUCCCACUGAAAUCUAUGCACAUUUUCCCAUUCAGUUCAAGGAGGCCAGCAUCUCACCCAGGGGUGUCAUUGUAGAUCGCCCAGUACAGACCUCAGCUGAGUGUGCAGCAGCUGACAACAAAGCAGACAAGAUGUUGGGGUAUAUUAGGAACACACUAGGUGAUGAUACAGAAAAUGCUCUGAUGUCUCAUGAACCAAAGGGACACCUGAUGCAGAACACCGUGUGCAGUACGGGUCACCUGUCUCCAAAAGGACGCUACAGAACUAGAGGAGGUUCAGAGACUGGUAAGAAGAAUGAUGGGAGGCCAGGUGGGACUUUUAUGGGUUGAGAUUGGAGCUAUUCUUGUUGGAGAAUAAGGGGACGUGAACAAGGGGAGAAAAACAAAGACUGGGAUGGGGAAGAUGGAUUGGGGUGCUGCUAUUCAAUUCAUGUCUUCAUACAAGAACAAUGGGAACACUUAACAAAAUUGAAAAUCAGCAAAUUUGAAAGUGAUCAAAGGACAUAUGUUUUUGCACAACACACAAUUAACCUGCGGAACGCACUGCUACAAGAUGUCGUUGAAGCCAUGAGCUUGGUGGGAUUUGUUUUUAAAGGACUGGGACAUUAGAUAGUGUUGUUCAUACAAGAGAGGAAAUGAACAGGCGUUUGGGAACGGAUCCAAACCUCCUCUCUUCAGGGCAUGAACCACCAUCUAAGUAAUGAAGAUCAGGAGGAAACUUCUCCAUUUGGUCGGAUAUUCCGUCACUGUCCACUAGGGGGUCUUGCAGUUACUAUGUAAAUUGCCUCUACCCAGUGACCUCGCCCUUUAAUAACCGGUUGCUCUUCCUGAGCCAAAGACGAGUCCUGCUGCUUUUAGAAAUGAAUUCAGCCAUAGUUUUGCUUCCUGGGGCAGGACCCCUGGGCGGUGUGGAUUUUUGCCGAGCAGUGCGGCUGGAUAGCAGCAGAUGUUCAGGAUGUCCUGAAUUGACCUUCCAGCCCUGGGGCUGCUUUUCAGUGGAGCAAUUUCCCUGCUGGAGCUGCCCAGUGCUUGGGAAGGAGCAUUUAAGAGAGUGCCUCUAGGCUCCAUAGUAGAAUAUCCGUGUGGAAUUGCUUCGUUUGAUCUCAUUAACUUAUUUAUUAUUAGGAUGACAGAUCUAAAUAGCUGAUAAAUCGGCCGCUAGCUGCUAUUAAAACAACCUUCUCUCCUGCCUUCUCCAAAAGAGGGUGCAGACAGGGGGCUUUAACAUUAUUAAUACAUCCCAGAGAAAUGGGAAACCGGCCUGACUGAACUCACUUGGGCCACUUCUCUCAGGAUUCAGAGUUUAAAUCCUUUGGGCAAACAACCCAGCAGUGAAAAAGCCACAGGUUGCAGUGUCAUAAAUGUCUCCCAGCUGUGAUGCUACUUUACACCGGUCCUGAUUGGGCCGGUUUGAAACUGACUGGAGGAGGAUUAGACAAAGCAGAGCAGCUAAAGGACUGAGGGAACGAUCUUAAUGUAAAAAUCCCAUUUAAACCCAGGCGCCUUAAUUAAAAACAUAACACAAAUGCAAUCACAAAACCAAAACAGCCCUGCAUCCAGCGCCUGGUCAGGAAAUCAUGUCACAGAUUGAAUCAGUCCCCGCCACUGAAAACUGACAAGUUGUCAAAAAUUAGACAGUUUGGAGACCAGCGUUGGUUUCACUGAAUCUCCUGACUCCAAAUUUAUUGGGGAAAAAAUAUUUUGAAAUUUUCAAAACAAGAUGUUUUGACAUAUUCAAACCAGAAUGUUUUGGGCUUUGAGCCAGAACGACGGUUUCUUUUGACAUUUUUAGGAACUUUAAAUGUGAAAAAAGGUCAUAAUCAAAACAUUUUGAAAUUACCGAAACGAAUGGUUUCUGUCAUAGGU
Molecule: messenger RNA, 2917 nt
Organism: Mauremys reevesii (Reeves's turtle)
Lineage: Eukaryota; Metazoa; Chordata; Testudines; Geoemydidae
Product: C-type lectin domain family 2 member D-like
Exons: 5
Coding region: 26-754 (242 amino acids)
Source: RefSeq, a predicted model, not a curated record